Molecule: messenger RNA, 555 nt
Organism: Pneumocystis jirovecii RU7
Lineage: Eukaryota; Fungi; Ascomycota; Pneumocystomycetes; Pneumocystales; Pneumocystaceae
Product: peptide alpha-N-acetyltransferase complex B subunit NAT3
Exons: 6
Coding region: 1-555 (184 amino acids)
Biological process (GO): N-terminal peptidyl-methionine acetylation
Cellular component (GO): NatB complex
Molecular function (GO): protein-N-terminal amino-acid acetyltransferase activity
Source: RefSeq, a predicted model, not a curated record
AUGAGUGAAAUUCGCCGUUUUAGAGCAACAGACAUGUUCUUAUUUAAUAAUAUAAAUCUUGAUAUUUUAACAGAAACAUAUGACAUUUCAUUUUACCUUUCGUAUCUAGCACAAUGGCCUGAUUUGUUUUUGGUUCAAGAAUUAUCUUUAUUCGGAGACAAAGAAUCAAAAUUAAUGGGAUAUGUGAUGGGAAAAGUAGAAGGGGUAGGAAAGCAGUGGCAUGGGCAUGUUACAGCUUUAUCUGUUGCUUUAGAAUAUCGUCGACUUGGUAUUGCCCGAAAUCUUAUGAAACUACUUGAGGACGUAAGCGAAAACAUGCAUAAUGGAUAUUUCAUGGAUUUGUUUGUACGACUUAGCAACCUUGCUGCGAUCAAUAUGUAUAAAUCUUUUGGAUAUUCAGUUUUUCGUAGAGUAAUAAAAUAUUAUAAUAAAAGCAAAGGAAAUGAUGAAGAUGCUCUAGAUAUGCGAAAACCACUUCGACGAGAUAAAUUAAAAGAAAGUAUAAGAGAAGAUGGAGAUAAAAUACUCGUAUUACCAGAAGAUAUCUAUUUCUAA